Messenger RNA from Synchiropus splendidus (mandarinfish), 1548 nucleotides. It is a transcript of the gene irg1l, whose product is annotated as immunoresponsive gene 1, like. Lineage: Eukaryota; Metazoa; Chordata; Actinopteri; Syngnathiformes; Callionymidae. Gene Ontology annotation, molecular function: lyase activity. Bases 1 to 1548 code for a protein of 515 amino acids. The transcript has 5 exons. The record is from RefSeq and is a predicted model, not a curated record.
AUGAUCGAUCAUAGUUUAGUUGAAGAUCAAUUCAUUUCUGGGGGAAGAGUCUUGUUUAACACGUUGUUAUCCAUCCCACAGAAAACACUGAGACUCCUGCAGGGUGCCAGAGGAAUGCACAAGUCAGCAGUGGAAGUGUUGAAGAGUCCACUUCCUGAGGAAACGGUGACGGCCAGUUUUGGGAAGUUCAUCAGUGAGGUGAGGCCUGAGCACCUGUCCCCCGUGGUUCUGCGGCGCAGUAAGAGAAUGGUGCUGGACAGCAUCGGCGUGGCUCUGCUCGGCAGCAGAACGGAGGUGUUUGAACUGGCACUGCAGCACUGCCAGCACAUGUACGCUCCACAUCACGUCAGCUCAGUCUAUGGACGCAGCGGCACCAAGCUCUCGCCGACCCUUGCGGCGUUUGUCAACGGAGUGGCGACUCACUCCAUGGACUUUGAUGACACCUGGCACCCGGCCACUCACCCCUCAGGAGCCGUGCUGCCCGCUGUGCUGGCCCUCUGCGACAUGAUGCCGGCGAGCCACAAGCCAAGCGGCCUCCACCUCCUGCUGGCCUUCAACGUCGGCGUGGAGAUCCAAGGCCGACUGAUGAGGUUCUCUACCGAGGCGCAUAACAUCCCCAAGAGGUUCCACCCUCCCAGUGUGGUGGGCACCAUGGGCAGUGCAGCCGCCUGCGCUCGCCUCCUGUCUCUGACUCCACUCCAGUGCAGUCACGCGCUAGCCAUCGCCGCCUCGCUCAGCGGCGCCCCCAUGGCCAACGCCGCCACUCAGUCCAAACCUCUGCACAUCGGCAACGCCGCACGCUUGGGGCUGGAAGCCGCCAUCUUGGCCUCUGGCGGUCUGGAAGCGAGCAUGUUGGUCCUGGAUGCUGUGGAAGGCGUGGCUGGCUUCGAUGCUUUCUACAGGGACUACGCUCCGCAGGCGUUAGAGGCCCCGGACUGUGGGCACCAGUUCUUGCUGGAGCAGCAGGACAUGGCUUUCAAGAGGUUCCCAGCACAUCUGGGGAUGCACUGGGUGGCAGAUGCUGCUGUCUCUAUCCAUAAACAGGUUGUGGGCAUUGACCCAGGGACCUUGGACCCAGCUCAGGUGAAGGACAUCCUGCUCAGGGUGCCCUUAUCCAGGUACAUCAACAGACCCUUCCCAGAGUCCCAGCAUCAGGCUCGCCAUUCCUUCCAGUUCAACGCCUGCAGCGCUCUCCUGGACGGCCAGGUCAGCGUGGAGUCCUUCAGCCCAGCUGCAAUGGAUCGUCCGGAGCUUCACGCCCUGCUGAGCCGGGUGCGUGUGGAGCAUCCUGGAGACAAUCCAGCCAACUUCAGCCGCAUGUACGCAGAGGUCCAGGUGACGCUCCUCGGCGGUGACGUUCUGACGACGCGCUGCGACAGCUUCUACGGUCACUGGCGAAACCCUCUGACCAAUGAGAGCUUGAGAAAGAAGUUCAGGAGCAAUGCAGGGGCGGUGCUUCCAUCAGCGCAGGUGGAGCGGCUGGUGGAGCUGGUGGAGGGUCUGGACACACAGGCGGACUGCAGCGUCCUCCUCUCGCAGCUGCAGUGA